AUGGCAACCUUUUUGGGACACCUGGUGCCGGCGGUAGGUUUCCUUCUCUACGUAAUCUACUACUCGGUGCUAACUUCCUUGGCCCUGCUACAGGAACAGAGGGUCCUCCAGCACCCCAUGCUCCCAAGGAAGCUGGGGGGACACAAGCUGGCUUGGCAGGUAUCGUAUGAAGCACUGGCAAAGGUGGUUUUCCCCACCAUUAGCAUUUUUGGUGAAUGGUUCUCCCCGAUAGGGGUCAACCGUUUCAAGAUGAUAGACUGGAAAGACCCUCGGCGGCCAUUCGUUUUCAAGUCGGUCUGGGAGCAUAUAACCAUGUUUGGCUUCUUUGUCCUCAGUGGGGUGGCGGACAUCGUGUGCCAGUCACACCCGUCGUCCCGUUGGAGCAUGAAGCUGGAGCGUGCAGCCGAGGCCCUGACUCUGUACGUGCUGGCACUGAUGAUGAUAAGCCACGCUGAGAGCAAGAGCCCCCUGGAUAACCGAGUACAUUUGCUGUUAGUGGUACUUGCCUUCUUGCUCGCUCUGGUGGCCACUGUAGAGAUCUGGCUCCCCGACCAUGCCCCACUCUGGGUCCUCAAGUGCUGGCUGGGGAUGGUGUUCAGCACCUGGAUGAUGCAGAUAUGUGAGAUGUUCAUACCUCUCACCGGCCGGCCCUGGCAGGAAGACAGCCCUAUGGAUAUGGCAUUUGUAACCAUCUUUUUCUGCUGGCACCUGGCCUUAGCGGCUGCCUUGCUGACUGCUAUCUAUGGCCUCUGCAGACUCUGGCACUGUCGCUGUUCUUCCCGGACAAAGACUCCCAGUACUAGGUACCAGCGGUGCCCUAUGGAAUCCAGUGGUGAAGAACUGGAAAAGCUCAGAGCUGAAGCCGAGCCACAGGAUGGAGGUGUAUAG
Molecule: messenger RNA, 888 nt
Organism: Psammomys obesus (fat sand rat)
Lineage: Eukaryota; Metazoa; Chordata; Mammalia; Rodentia; Muridae
Product: transmembrane epididymal protein 1A-like
Exons: 1
Coding region: 1-888 (295 amino acids)
Source: RefSeq, a predicted model, not a curated record